Molecule: messenger RNA, 2991 nt
Organism: Ictalurus furcatus (blue catfish)
Lineage: Eukaryota; Metazoa; Chordata; Actinopteri; Siluriformes; Ictaluridae
Gene: cfap221
Product: cilia and flagella associated protein 221
Exons: 22
Coding region: 177-2501 (774 amino acids)
Biological process (GO): cilium movement; cilium assembly
Cellular component (GO): cilium
Source: RefSeq, a predicted model, not a curated record
CUGUAAUGGUCGAUGACGUUGCUGUCGUUGCUAUGGUGACUGAACUGUUGACAUGGCGCCUACGGUUAGGGAACAACGCGCGUGUGUAUAAUAAACAGAAAAGUAACCUGCGUCGUUAGAGUCCUGCACGUCUUUGGAGUGUUUUUCUUGAAGUCUGUUUAUAGAGCCAGUCAGGAAUGGAGGUCGUGCUGCAAACUCCAAACACUUUCUCCGAAAAUGUGAAGAAAAAGAAAAUCCUACCUCUUAGACAACUGGUGGAGGAGACAACGAAGACCUCCAAAGCCUCUCAUCACCUUCUUGAAACUAGGAGUUUUACCAAGGUUAAGAGCAAUAACGUUGUUGAGGCUGAACCAUCAGAACUGCAUUUUAGUGGGUUUGAAGUGGGAAAGGACUACAAAAAGGUUGUGAAAUUGAUUAAUAUUUCUCCUGAGGUGAUCCAUGUCCAUAUUCUUCCUACCCAAACCAAGUACUUUCGAACUGAAUAUACACAAAAGAGUCGACUAAUUCCAGGACUUGCUCACACUAUUAAUGUACACUUCAGUCCAAAUGAGUGGCGGUACUUUUUUGACAGCAUCCGGAUUCACUGCAAGGGGGAGGAGAAUUUGCUGGUUCCUAUUCAUGCUUAUCCUGUCAUUGAUGAUCUUAAUAUUCCAUCUUACAUAAAACUGUUUCCUGUGCCAUUGGGACAUAGCUCCACUUAUGUGAUUCCUCUGAGCUGCAGUUGUCCAGUAGACUUUGAGUUCCAGGUGCACUGCUUGAAGUCUCACGAGGCGUUUGGCAUAUAUCCUUUGUCAGGAAUCAUCCCAGCCAAAGGGAAGACAGACUUAUCAGUGACAUUCACACCACAGCAAUAUGGAACAGCUGAAAUCACUCUACAGCUGGUCAUCUCUCAGUUCAACUCAAAACCCUUCAUCUGCACAUUAACUGCAUCCUGCUCUCCUAAUCUGACUCUAAACCAACAGAGAGAAAAUGAAGAGAAAGCUAAAACUGCCAAAGAUCUACAAAAAGAAGACGUUGUGUACCUUGUUGCUCCCAAACUAAAGACUAAGGUGACAUCAAGGAUAAAGAUGCACACUAAGAAGAAGAUAAAAUCAGACCCAUAUAAACAGAGCUCUGAUGUAGAUAUUUCCAACCAUGCUAAACUUGCUAAAAUGCUAAUUCAACACCAAGACAAAAUGAGCUACAAGGAUCUCAGAAAGGCCUUGCCCCAUACCAAGACUGCAUACCAGACAAGACAGAUGAGAGAGGCUGCAUUUGAAAAUCAAGUUCAAGUAAAUGCUCAAAAAGAUAGAGCUAAUCAUCUUCAAUGGCAGGUCCAACUAGGUGAUGAUUUAUUUUCAGCAGAACAGAAAAUAAAAAUUCUGAAGGAACAGGAAGUUGCAGCUGCUGAGUAUAUGAUGAACAAAGACAUGGGUGGCAGAGAGAUGGAUAUUGUGCAGAUUUUUCCAAAACUGUCAUCUCAUCGUGUUGUGCGUUGUGCAGGACAGCACCCUGAUUGCAGUCCUGUGUUCUACAUUUAUGGCAGUAGCCAACUGGAGGUCAGAUGGCGAGUGCUUAGGCUCUUCCAACAAACUGUUCGUAAGGUCAUUCUGCAAGUCCGUAUGAAUAAGAGGCUGCUUCUGUUGCGAGAACUGCUAGCUUCCAGUACAAAGAGGCAAGUCACAGGAGAAAAAAACAAAGGCAUAUAUGAAAAAAAACAACUUUUAAAUUUGUCAUCAGAAAAGCUGCUGCCCUUCAGAUCACCCAUCUUUCCUUCUACAAACCACCCUGAUGAACUUGCCAUUAACAAAAUUGGAAAUGUUCAUGUGGGGCUGAUGGAAGAAGAUUUGACUUGUACCAUUCCGUUUUUUAAUCUAAAGGUCCCUCAGCAUUACAAACUUAUGGGCUACCGGGAAGUUACUGUGUAUGAUUCCAAAGCCUCUUUUGCCCACAAAAAACAACGUAGGCUACUGCGCACAGGAGCACAGGAGAAGGACCAGCAGGAAGAGGAGAGACCAGAGCCAGACUACAACCCCGUGUUCUUUUUCAGGACUCCUCAUAAUGUGUUAAAUCCACAAAAUGCACACCCUCUCAGGAUCUUUAACCCUGCUCCAAGUGUGUGUGCCUUCAAACCAACCCCAUCAUACCUAGAGAGUGACCCAGAGUUCCAUCUGUGUCCACUGACAAGACAGACCAUCUGUAAAGACAACGUUGUGGAAGUCCAUACCAACAAAACUCAAAAGAAGUUUUUAGACAGAGAGGUGCAGGGGAACUUCGGCCUGGAGCAGAAGGAGGACGACUGCCUGAAACAUUGCUUGGCCCAGGGGCAUCAGAUAGAAGGGGUCGACCAGAGUCCGGACCAGAGACUCCCCUCAUCCUACUUUCUCGUCAGGGGAGGUCUGCUGUACCAACAGGCCAGCUGUAGAUUGGAAAGCGCGGUCCUCUUGGUAGUCCCCAAGACGAAGACACAAACACUGCACCUGGCCCACGCCCAUCCGCUCGGGGGCCACCUGGGGGCAUGAAAAACCCUGGAAAAGCUGAAGGACUGCUUUGUCUGGCCAGGGAUGGAUGCAGAGGUCCGGGGCUUCUGCCAACAGUGCCCCCAGUGCCCGCGCACUGCCCCAAGGAAGCCCCUGCUGGCGCCCCUCAUCUCUCUUCCCAUCAUAGGCGUCCCUUUCAAGAGGGUUGGCAUGGACCUCAUGGGGCCGCUCCCCAAAUCCGCCCGGGGCCACGAGUACAUACUUGUCAUCAUGGACUACGCCACCCAAUACCCCGAGGUGGUGCUGCUACGCAAAGCCACCUCCCAUAACAUUGCUAGAGAACUGGUGCUCCUGUUCAGCCGUGUGAGGAUACCGAAGGACAUUUUGACAGAUCAAGACGAGACCGAUGCAAGCGAAGACUCCACCCCCUGACGGCACCCACGGCGCUGCCUGACAGACAAAAGGGAUCCCCGCCACUCGGGACAACCCCAGCACGACCCUGGCAGCCCUGCAGACGACUGAGCACUCCAUC